This is a messenger RNA of Paramacrobiotus metropolitanus, 4664 nucleotides long. RefSeq names its product pregnancy zone protein-like. The record is from RefSeq and is a predicted model, not a curated record. Lineage: Eukaryota; Metazoa; Tardigrada; Eutardigrada; Parachela; Macrobiotidae. The coding region runs from base 135 to 4472 and encodes 1445 amino acids. Gene Ontology annotation, molecular function: endopeptidase inhibitor activity. The transcript has 19 exons. Gene Ontology annotation, cellular component: extracellular region.
UUCAUUUCUACACAUAAACUUGCCAAGACAACGAACGAUAAACACAACUGCAUUAUUGCUUUCUAACUGAAAUCUCUUUAAUUAAACGUAACUCUCUAAUGCUUUUUAAACUGGUGUUCUUCUUUUGAUUACAAAUGCAUCGCGAGAUCUUAAUGAUGCAACUAGCAGUGGUCAUCUUUUUAGCCAUGGUUCCCUUCGUGUAUUCAUCGAUUCCACCUGGUGGGUCUUCGGAAGAAACCGGGGAUUACCGUGACGAUGGAGUUCUCGUAGCGUAUUCUCAUCGUUUCAUUCGCUACAGUGCUGACUACGAAAUCAUCCUACACUCGCUACAACAGCACCACGGCGCCAAUGUGACGGCGACAUUAUCUGCAGCCGACCGGACGGUGCAUCGCCAGGAAACAAUGGUCGCUGCUGGACAACAGGGAAAGGUUAUUUUUAAGAUUGGUAGCACUCCGCUCGUACAGCCGAUCGUCCUUAAUGUGGAGGUGCAGUAUGACAACGGCAUAUCCGAGAAAAAGUCGAAAAUGCUGGAGCUGUACUCCGACGUACUGGUCCUUAUCCAGCUGGAUAAACCCAUGUACAAAGCCACAGAAAGCGUCAAAUACCGCGUGCUGAUUCUUAAUACUAAUGAGCUGACCUUAUCCUCGAAUGUGAAGAAAAUCGACGUAUACCUAAAGAAUCCCGCUGGGGACGCCAUGCAGGAACGGAAAUAUCAACAGUGGUCGGAUGACAAACAUCCUGGCUUCUUCGAAGGAUCCUUUAACCCUUUUAGUUUCGAGCCGGAAAUUGGUAACUGGACCGUGGAGGUGGUGGCCGGCAGUCAAAUACAGAGAAAAAAGCUGAUUGUUGCUGACUACUAUCUCCCGCGCUAUUCUGUGUACAUCAACGCACCAGCUUACGUCGUCAAAGGUCAACCAGAUUUCCAGUUCACCGUUUCUUUGAGAGAUCAGACCGGAAAUCCUGCGUAUGGCACAGUUAUGGUUACCGUCGACAAUUCAGCAACCGGCAAUCGAGAGCUUCAAUCGCAGGCAGCCAAAGGUCAACCUGUUCCGUUCCGCUACGAAUUCCCGCGCUCGUCUCACGGCGUAAUGUGCUCGGCAUCAAACGCCCAGUCCCGUACCAUCACCGUUAAAGUUCGCGCGGUCGAAAAGGUGACUAACCGUGAAGAAUCGGCCGAAGUAAAAAUUCCCUUCCACUGUGAUCCCUUCAAAUUGCACAUCCAAAUGAAGUACAACGCCCCCAAACCCGGCAUCGCCAUCGUUGUUAUUCAUGCCCUCAAUCAUGACGGAUCCCCGUAUCGUCACCCGCUGGCGCUGCAACAAGCAGCAAUCAGUGCCAUUGAGCGGAAUUAUGAGACGGACAUCACCACAACGACCGUACUGUCGAACGGCAAAAUGGUGGAUGUGGAGAAGGGAAUGAUUACCGUGCCGAUGCGGACGGAUUGGCACGACCAGAAUGCCUCGCCGUCGGUCAACGUGACAGUGGGCAGCGUCAGCCAAUCUAAGAGGAUCCAGAAUCGCGGGAAUACCGCCUGGCUGCGCAUCCAGCUGCUGGAGCCGCGGACGUUCCGCGCCGGCGAAACGGUCAAAUUUGUCAUGAAGUGCGAACCGGGUUGCACAAGCAUCAGUUAUGUGAUUAUUUCGCCGAAAGGUCUUCUUCUGACCGGUACCGAAGUGAUUCACCGACAAGCCAGACAAAGCCGCCCAUUAAGCGUCAUUGUUCCUCACGAUACACGAACAGGACUGAAAAUUAUUGCAUUUUCGGCCAAUAUCACUGCCGGAGAUUUGGAUUUGGUGAUCGACAGUGUGGACGUGAAGGUCACCAGUCCCCAAGAGAUCCAAAAUAUUACCAUGGAACUCCGUCCGGAAAAUCGCCGCGACUACGUACUUCCUGGACGCAAAGAAAGGGCCCAAAUAACGGUAACAGCCGCCGCAAAGUCAUUGGUCGGUUUACUGGCCGUUGACAAAAACCUUCUGCGGUUGGCUACCGGAAACGAUAUCACACACACCGAUGUGUUAUCGCAAUCAGCCAGGUUUUCCAGACCAACACAACCGGAAUUCGAAUUUGAUGACGACUACGGGUACUGUUAUAAAGACCACCUAAUGUAUUCUUGCGGCCUAACAGGCUUAAGGUCAUCCUUCGAGGAAUCUAAUGUUGUGGCAUUCGUUUUCGAAAGCGCAUUUUUUAUGAUGAACUCCCCUGGAGGAGUUGGAGUUCACUUCGACGAGAUGUCCAAGGCAACUGAAUCUGAAGUUCUUCGUCAGGAUUUUCGGGAUAGCUUUCUGUUUAUCACCAAAACUGCUGAUGCCUACGGCCAGGCUCAGUUUACCGAAUUGGUGCCGGAUUCCAUCACAACCUGGGCGGUCACGGCUUUUGCGGCACACACCCACAAACCGCUUGGAUUAACUGCUGCUCCCAGCGAGUUACGCGUCUAUCAGGAUUGGUACAUUCACGUGGAAGUGCCGAAUACCUUGCUGGAGUACGAGAAGGCCUCGAUCGACAUCACCGUUUACAAUUUCAAAGCGCAUUCCCCCGAUGCAGGCGCACUGCUCAGUAUUGAAUGCACUAAAGUGGCGGGAAACAUACGAAAUUCUACCCAGUUUCAUGUCAAAGCCAGAGAACCUGUGCAGCAAUUUUCGUACCCCGUGGGACCGUAUAAGAAAGGUGACCUGCUCGUCACGGCCUCGUUAACGCACCCGAAGCUAGGCAUGAUUGACAGAGUGCGAAAAAGCAUCCCAAUCUAUCCAGGCGGCGUGGUGGUCGUCAAAACAGCCGAGCCGGUGGCCAUCAAUGCAGGAAAUACAGUGAUUAAAGUUGAUCCUAAAGCACUGAUGCAGGAAGCGAAUAUUGUGCCGGACUCUUUGAGUGUCAGCCUAAACAUUUUCGGCGAUAUCUGGGCACCGAUACUGAAGAAGAUGUCGAUGACCGAUUUUGUCCAAGAGUUUAACGGACUCGUUCGACUGCCGCAUGGAUGCGGCGAACAAAAUAUGGCGCUGCUGAUGCCCAACGUCAUGUUAGCCAGGUACCUGAAAAUCUUCUCGGCGAAAAUGAUCCCAUCCUUUACUUUAAAGCAACUAACUGAGAACAUGGAAGAAGGCUUCAAGCGACAAUUUUACUAUCGCUUGACUGAUGGAUCUUACAACACAUUUGGGCAAAGAGACCAACCGGGCUCAACGUGGUUAACCGCGUUUGUCGUCCGUGGCUUGUCCAUGGCCAAAGAAUUCAUAGCCAUCGACGACAGCCAGAUCGAGAAAUCCGUGAAAUUCCUGGAUUCAAAACAGAAUCCAGAUGGUUCAUUUCGCGAAGAUGGGUACAUCUUGGAUUCGGGAUUAUUGGGAGGUUCUGGCACCGGUCCAGCUUUAACUGCCUUCGUAACGUUGGCUUACAGUCAAAACCACUACAUCAACCAUCCAGCCAUGCGCAAGGCUAAAUUCUAUCUGGAAGGCGUACUACCAAAGGUCACUGACUCGUAUUCACUGGCCAUCACCUGUUUUGCGCUGAGCCAACUGGAGAGUCAGGUGCAAGGCCUGUGCACGGCGAUGCUAGACAACUGGGCGAUCACCGAUCAGCCGGAUAAGCGGUACUGGUUGGCUGCGCGCAAAUACGAUCAUGUCGGAAACCGUUUUACAGCACGGGAUGUGGAGACGACAGCAUACGCCCUGCUGGCUUUAAUACACUUGCAUGAACACAGCGAGCACGAUGUGGAUGAUCUUCGCAUUGUGAACUGGCUGUUGGCCCAACGAAACGCUAAUGGCGGAUUUAUAUCGACUCAAGACACAGUGGUGGCCCUUAACGCUCUGAACGACGUCUCGGUGGGCACACGUAACAGUAAGCAAAUGUCAGGACGGAUUUUCGCCGGCAAGGUUUCCCUGGGGAACUUUACUGUGCCGCAACAUUCACUGCGUAUAAAAAACAUCGCCAUUCCAUCCGGUCAAGACGUGAUCACGGUAGUCGCUAAUGGAGGAGGCCGUCUUCGUGGCCAGUUGGAAUACAAGUACCGCACCAUACCACCGCGCUCGCACCCAGCGACAGCCAGGCCUGCAAAGAUGUCAUCAAACGGGGGAAACCCAGCGGAAUCUGAAAUUGAGCUCAAGGUCAGAUUAAGACGUAUUGGCAGCAACAACGACCGGCUAUCUUUGAGUAUCUGCCCCAAGUACUCCGGCAGAGUGGAAAGCGGCAUGGUGGUAAUCGAAGCUACAGCCCUGACCGGUUACCAAUUUGAUGCAGGAAAUGCCAAAACCUUAGAGAAAGAUAAGCGCUUGGGAGUCGACAAAGCCGACUGUGUGGAUAAUAAAGCCAGAAUGGAAAUAUACUUGAGAGAGAUUCUGCAAGAUGAGCCGUGCAUCGACUUGGAUCUCUACAAAUAUCUGACAGUAGAAAACGUCGCUCCCCGAUCAGUAAAGGUGUACCGCUACUACGAACCCAGUGUCAGCCAAGCCAUAGAGUACUCUCUCGCCGAUUUAGCGGGCUAAUCGAUUUCUUGGGGAUUGCUGGCCAUGUUCUUAUACUGUGAAUGUUCGCUUAAUGCGCUUAAAAACUUACGUUUAUUUCUUUUUAUUUAUUUAUGCUGAUUGGAUCCUUCUUUGGGUUUUAGCAAACGCCGUGAUAAGGGUACCAAACUACUUAAAGUGGCCACUUUUUUAAUAAAUACGCUAUUGCUUUUG